AAAGGCCGAGCGGCGAAAGAAGGUGGGGAUCGCGAUGAAGCUCUUGGAAGGCCGCAUUCAUCCACGAUCUUAGGGUUUUAGAUAGCGAUGGCUUACUCCUCCCUCGCGGCUGGGGCUCCUUUGCUGGCAGCAUCGCUGCCUCGACGAUCUAGCAGUUUUAUUUCUCCUUCCUCCCCCUGGAUUUCGUGUGCUCCACGAUUCCUUUGCUCGGCGGCUCACUCCCGGUCAAGGAUUUCCUGCUCGCGGAAGGAUGCGGUCGCCGCGAGAUUCAUCCGCGGCAGCGACGAGGAUUUGGACGUGGUUCCAGCGGGCGGGCAGCCGGUGAUUACUGCGAAUCUCGUCGCUGGGCUCUUGUGGAAGGAGAGGCUCCGGCUAUUCGUCUCGUUCGUCGCGCUGCUAGGAUGCUCGUCGUGUACUCUCACCAUGCCCAUCUUCUCUGGAGCGUUUUUUGAGACACUCAUUGGGAGGCGAUCGCAACCUCUCUGGAAAGUUUUGCGAAUGCUGGCUCUCGUCUACGUGCUCGAGCCCGUUUUAACCGUGGUAUUCGUGACUAAUAUGAUCGCUGCCUGGGAGAACGUCAUGGCAAAACUUCGCUCGCAGCUCUUUCGACGGCUUCUCGUGCAACGGAUUGAGUUCUAUGAUCGGCAUAAGGUUGGAGAGCUUACCUCUUUACUUUCCACGGACCUUGGUUCGAUCAAGGACAUAAUCAACGAAAACAUUUCCAGGGAUCGUGGCUUUCGAGCGCUGUCAGAGACGCUAGGAACACUUGUGAUAUUGUUCUUUCUUUCUCGAGAGCUAGCACCGAUUCUCGGACUGCUCAUGCUUUCGAUAUCAGUAUCUGUGGCUGUCUACAAGCGGACUACUUUACCUGUUUUUAAGGCGCAUGGCGAAGCCCAAAGCCGUAUAAUGAAUACCGGGAAUGAAACAUUUUCUGCUAUACGAACUGUGAGAUCUUUUGGAGGCGAACGGAGACAAAUGUCCUUGUUCGAAAGGCAGGUGCUGGCGUAUAAAGAAAGUGGAAACAGGCUGGGGUGGCUUAAAUCUGCGAACGAGUCGUGGACACGCAUUGCCAUCUACAUUUCACUAAUGACGCUCUACAUUCUUGGUGGAAUGAAAGUUCAAUCAGGCGACCUCGCUGUCGGGAAGAUGGUGUCAUUCAUUGGGUACACGUUCACGUUAACUUUUGCUGUUCAAGGUCUCGUGAAUACUCUUGCGGACAUGAGAAACAUGCUAGCUUCCGUUGAUCACGUCAACUCGGUCGUUUCGAAAUCAGGCGCCGACGACUUACUUGCUAGGGGCUUGGGGGAUUUAAAGAGGCCUUCAGAAGGUGUUUGUAAGCUUGCCUGGUCUGGAGAUGUCGUCUUGGAAGAUGUUCACUUUUCAUACCCAAUGCGACCUGACGUCGCAGUCUUGAGAGGAAUAUCUUUACGAUUGAAGCAGGGGACAGUAACAGCUCUUGUGGGAUCCAGUGGUGCGGGGAAAAGCACCAUUGUGCAGCUACUUGCUCGGUUUUAUGAGCCAAGUAAAGGGAGAAUAACGCUCGCUCAAAAAGAUGUUCGCUUGUUCGACAAAACGGAGUGGGCGAGCGCCGUAUCGAUCGUGAAUCAGGAGCCUGUUUUGUUUGCGGUUUCUGUAGCUGAGAACAUUGCUUAUGGCUUGCCAAACGACGAUGUACCAGAGGAGCAGAUUGUUGCAGCAGCAAAAGCAGCGAACGCACACGAAUUCAUCGUAAAGCUGCCACAGGGCUAUGAAACUCUUGUUGGUGAACGGGGAAGCCUAUUAAGCGGUGGUCAGAGACAGCGGAUAGCGAUUGCAAGAGCCUUGCUUAAAAACUCUCCCCUUUUGAUUCUCGACGAGGCUACGAGUGCUUUAGACAGCGUCAGUGAAAAGCUGGUUCAGGAUGCUCUAAACCGAUUGAUGAAGGGAAGAACUACUCUUGUGAUCGCUCACAGGCUCAGCACAGUCCAAGCGGCCGAUCAAAUCGCCGUGUGCUCCAAUGGCUCCAUAGUUGAGCUCGGCAAACACGCAGAGCUCCAGGCCAGAAGUGGAGGAAUGUACGCCAAUCUCGUACAAAGCCAAAGAUUAAUCUUCGAAUAAAGCCGAGGAGAGGACGGACUAUUUUUUUCCCUCGCUAACGUUUUUCUGUUUCAAAUGUCCGCCGUCCGACAGUGAUAUCCAAUGCGCCAGAUUGAACGGCCCGGCUGUUGUGAAUCCAACGGCUGGCAGCACACGUCUAUAAUUUCACUUUUUUCUUC
Selaginella moellendorffii is the source of this 2255-nucleotide messenger RNA. RefSeq names its product ABC transporter B family member 28. Gene Ontology annotation, molecular function: ATP hydrolysis activity; ABC-type oligopeptide transporter activity; ATP binding. The transcript is spliced from 17 exons. NCBI's taxonomy places the organism in Eukaryota, Viridiplantae, Streptophyta, Lycopodiopsida, Selaginellales, Selaginellaceae. Bases 88 to 2097 code for a protein of 669 amino acids. Gene Ontology annotation, biological process: transmembrane transport. Gene Ontology annotation, cellular component: membrane. The record is from RefSeq and is a predicted model, not a curated record.